Molecule: messenger RNA, 2449 nt
Organism: Neltuma alba
Lineage: Eukaryota; Viridiplantae; Streptophyta; Magnoliopsida; Fabales; Fabaceae
Product: protein STRUBBELIG-RECEPTOR FAMILY 8-like
Exons: 17
Coding region: 214-2361 (715 amino acids)
Biological process (GO): protein phosphorylation
Molecular function (GO): protein kinase activity; protein binding; ATP binding
Source: RefSeq, a predicted model, not a curated record
AAGCUUCGAAUCUCCAUCUCACUCGGCGUCCCUUUCUUUAAUGGCGAUGCCUUGGACAACUGGUCGCGAUCUCACAGCUACCUACUCCUCUAACCCCAUCUUCUUCUUCUUGUUCCUUUUCCCUGUGUCUUCACUGCUCUUGCAUGUUCUUCACCACACCUGAACCCCGCCUGAAACAACUUUCAGCUCCGUCUAUAGUGGCCGGAAACAACAAUGGCGGCCACUCGAGUGGCUUCUUCUCUUUUUCUUCCAAUCGCUCUGAUCUUUUCUGCUCUUCAUCCUGCUUUAGCCAACACUGACGCUACUGAUGUUCAAGCGCUUGAGGUUUUGUACAACGCUUUAAACAGCCCUCCUUGGCUAACUGGCUGGAAAAUUGGUGGUGGUGAUCCUUGUGUAGAGUCAUGGAAAGGGAUAACAUGUGAGGGCUCAGCCGUUGUUUCCAUAGAAUUGUCAGGUUUGGGACUCAAUGGGACUCUGGGAUACCUGCUUUCGGACCUUAUGUCGCUGAGACAACUUGACUUAAGUGACAACAAGAUCCACGACACAGUCCCUUACCAGUUGCCACCAAAUCUGACAAGCCUGAACCUCGCAAGAAAUAACUUGAGCGGAAAUCUUCCUUAUUCCAUUUCUGCCAUGAGUUCCCUCAAUUAUUUGAACGUGAGCCACAAUGCACUCUCCCUUUCAAUUGGAGACAUUUUUGCCGACCUUGCUGAUCUCGGUACCCUGGAUCUAUCGUUCAAUGACUUUUCUGGAGAUCUUCCUCCCUCAUUCGGUUCAUUGUCCAAUCUUUCUUCUGUCUUUUUGCAGAACAAUCAGUUGACCGGUUCUCUUAAUGUUCUUGUUGGUUUGCCUUUAGAUACUUUAAAUGUUGCGAACAACAAUUUCACUGGAUGGAUACCUCAGGAACUUAGUUCAAUUCAUAAUUUUAUAUCUGAUGGGAACUCCUUUGACAAUGGCCCUGCUCCUCCUCCUCCUCCACAUUCAGCCUCUUCUCCCAGAAGAUCUCCUACUAGCCAUCACCAUUCUGGCUCUGGUUCUCACAAAGCACAUGCUUCUGAAUCUGAUGAUGAAGAUGCUGAUAGCCACAAGGGUUUAUCAUCUGGGGUUAUUAUAGGCAUUAUUUUGGGUUCAGUUUUUCUAGCUGUUGUUGUGCUACUUGCUCUUGCUUUAUGUAUCCGAAAGCAUAAAAAGAAGGAAAAAGGUGUGAGAACAUCCAAUGGGACUCCUCCUCUUGGAACCAAUAAUGUAACUCCUCCAAUGCAAGAACAGAGGGUAAAGAGUGCUGCUGUUAUUACAGACCUGAAACCUCCUCCUGCAGAAAAAGUGAUAGCUGAGAGGGUUCCUUCGAAAAAUGGAUCUGCUAAGCGGAUAAAAUCCCCUAUAACUGCUACAUCAUACACAAUUGCUACUCUUCAAAGUGCAACAAAUAGCUUCAGCCAGGAAUUUAUUAUCGGUGAAGGUUCUCUUGGUCGAGUUUACAGGGCUGAAUUCCCUAAUGGGAAGAUCAUGGCCAUUAAAAAGAUCGACAAUGCGGCACUGUCAUUACAGGAGGAAGACAACUUUCUUGAAGCUGUAUCAAAUAUGUCACGCCUGCGGCAUCCAAACAUUGUUACACUGGCUGGGUACUGUGCAGAGCAUGGGCAGCGUCUUCUAGUUUACGAGCAUAUUGGUAAUGGAAAUCUACAUGACAUACUCCAUUUUGCUGAAGAUAGCAGCAAGGCUUUAUCUUGGAAUGCCCGUGUUCGAAUAGCACUGGGCACUGCCCGAGCAUUAGAAUACUUGCAUGAAGUAUGCUUGCCUUCUGUUGUACAUAGAAACUUUAAAUCGGCAAACAUAUUACUCGAUGAGGAGUUGAAUCCUCAACUGUCUGAUUGUGGUUUAGCUGCUUUAACGCCAAACACUGAACGGCAGGUUUCAACUCAGAUGGUUGGCUCAUUUGGUUAUAGUGCUCCUGAGUUUGCAUUAUCAGGAAUUUACACAGUGAAAAGUGAUGUUUACAGUUUUGGAGUGGUAAUGUUAGAGCUAUUGACGGGUCGGAAGCCACUUGACAGUUCACGAGCGAGAUCAGAGCAGUCGCUUGUGAGGUGGGCUACUCCCCAACUUCAUGAUAUAGAUGCCUUGGCCAAAAUGGUUGAUCCUGCUUUGAAUGGCAUGUAUCCGGCAAAGUCACUGUCACGCUUUGCCGAUAUCAUUGCCCUUUGUGUUCAGCCGGAGCCUGAAUUCCGACCUCCCAUGUCUGAGGUUGUGCAAGCACUGGUCCGGCUAGUGCAAAGAGCAAGUGUGGUCAAACGCCGCCCCAGUGACGAAUCUGGGUUUGGUCACAAGACCCCAGAUCAUGAAUCCUUUGACAUGUCAUUUUAAAGAACACAGGAAGGAAUAGAGAAGUUGUGAAGAUGUUUCAAACAGAUCCAAGAUAUUUGUAAUUACAUGCAUUGGAAUUUUAUUAUUA